Messenger RNA from Scomber japonicus (chub mackerel), 2378 nucleotides. RefSeq names its product 6-phosphofructo-2-kinase/fructose-2,6-biphosphatase 4b (gene pfkfb4b). The coding region runs from base 48 to 1421 and encodes 457 amino acids. The transcript has 14 exons. Gene Ontology annotation, biological process: fructose 2,6-bisphosphate metabolic process; fructose metabolic process. NCBI's taxonomy places the organism in Eukaryota, Metazoa, Chordata, Actinopteri, Scombriformes, Scombridae. Gene Ontology annotation, cellular component: cytosol. The record is from RefSeq and is a predicted model, not a curated record. Gene Ontology annotation, molecular function: fructose-2,6-bisphosphate 2-phosphatase activity; 6-phosphofructo-2-kinase activity; ATP binding.
CUUCAGUUUCAUGUUAGGAGGGUAACAUCACUGACCCAACAUUCAGGAUGUUAGACAACGAGGAGUUUCAGGUGGAGACCUCCCCGCGGGAGCUCACCCAGAACCCGCUCCGGAAGAUCUGGAUGCCCUGCAAAAACGGGCACAUAGCGCAGAGACGGGUUUGUAUGACAAACUGUCCAACGCUCAUUGUGACUGUUGGACUUCCAGCUCGAGGGAAAACGUACAUUUCAAAGAAGCUGACUCGUUACUUAAACUGGAUAGGUGUGCCAACCAAAGAGUUCAAUGUUGGCCAGUAUCGGAGGGAGUGUAUGAAGAUCUACAAGUCCUUUGAGUUUUUCCGUCCAGAUAACGAAGAGGGCUUGAAAAUCAGACGUCAGUGUGCAACAGCAGCACUUAAUGACGUUCGGCAGUACCUGUGUGUUGAAGGAGGACAGGUGGCGGUCUUCGAUGCCACAAAUACGACAAGAGAAAGAAGAGGAACCAUCGUCAAGUUUGCUGAGCAAAAUGGGUUCAAGGUGUUUUUUGUGGAGUCUGUGUGUGAGGACCCAGACGUGAUUGCACAGAACAUAGUGCAAGUAAAGCUGGGCAGCCCUGACUACAUACACUGCAACACAGAGGAGGCCAUUGAGGACUUCAUGAAGAGAAUCAAGUGUUACGAAUCCUCCUACCAGCCUCUGGAUGAGGUUCUGGACAGGGAUCUGUCCUACAUAAAGAUCAUGGACGUGGGCCGUCGUUACCUGGUGAACCGCGUUCUUGACCACAUCCAAAGCCGAAUCGUCUACUACCUGAUGAACAUCCACAUCACACCGCGCUCCAUAUACCUGUGCCGCCAUGGUGAGAGUGACCUCAACAUCAAGGGACGUAUCGGAGGCGACUCUGGCUUGUCCGCCAGAGGGAAAGAGUUUGCCAAGAGUCUGAGGAAAUUCAUCCAGGACCAGAACAUCAAAGAUCUGAAGGUUUGGACCAGCCAGAUGAAGAGAACAAUCCAGACAGCAGAGUGCCUGGGAGUGCCAUAUGAACAGUGGAAAUCUCUCAAUGAAAUAGAUGCUGGUGUGUGUGAGGAAAUGAUGUAUGAAGAGAUCCAGGAGCAUUACCCUCUGGAGUUUGCACUGAGAGACCAAGACAAGUACCGCUACCGCUACCCUAAAGGAGAGUCGUAUGAAGACCUGGUGCAGCGAUUGGAGCCUGUGAUCAUGGAGUUGGAGAGACAGGAGAACGUUCUGGUCGUUUGUCACCAGGCCGUGAUGCGCUGUCUUCUUGCGUAUUUUCUAGACAAGACUGCAAAUGAGUUGCCUUAUCUUAAGUGCCCUUUGCACACUGCAUUAAAGUUGACCCCCAUGGCUUAUGGAUGUAAAGUGGAGUCUAUCUAUUUAGGCGUGGAUGCUGUGAACACACACAGGGACAGACCAGAGAAAAUAUAAAAAUUCAAACACGGAGGAAGCCACGUUCAGUCUCCGCUGGCCAUCCCUGGCAUCAACCAAGACAACUGUGACAUCUCUUAUCAUUGAUACCCCUACCUCCCUCCUCCAUGUCAGAUGUGAUCCUCUCAUUUCAUUUGUGUCUCUCAGUGGGCGCAGAAAUGCUGUUUCUUUCAUCUCAGGUCCUUUACAGUUUUUUUUGUAGGAACUCCAUCACUGGACGUUUCAGAAUGAUUCACUCAGCUGUGUAUGUGUGUGUGUAUGUGCUAGUAUUAAUCAUGUUGGAGGAUAAAAAGCUUCGUAGUCAUGUUAUGAGGACGUUGUUGUUAGUUAAGGGCUAUGGUUGGGGUUAGGAAUGUAGUUUAUAAUAAAUGUUCAGGAGAUUAAUGUCCUCUUAGGUGACUGAAAGGUGUGUGUGUGUGUGUGUGUGUUUUAUAUAAUUCUACAUCUGUAUAUUCUGCACUGAUUAUUGUGUAACUGCACUAACACUUGUUGAUGCAUUAUUUUCUCCACUUGCACUUCUAUGAUUAUAAUUAUAUCAGCAUCAUUAGUGCAUCAGUAUCUAUGUCUUUAAAUAGCAUCAAGACUUUAAAAUAUUAAACAUUUCCAUGAUUGUGUUUUGUAUUAAUAUGAAGCUGCAUAUGAUCCAAACUUUUCAUUCUAGUAUGUUAAGUUAAAUGUUUGUUUACAAUUUAAAUCGGAAGGAUAUUCUGCGGUUUGUAAUGGCUUGAAUCUCCACACAGGCUGUAACUGUGUGUGAAGAUUCUCAGUCCUCCAGGUGAUGGUAUAUCUGGGAGUUACGAAAGGCGAUACAUCACCCAGAUUGUAAAGCCCAGUUGCUGUUGACUCAGCAUUCCUAGAUACAAACCUUAAGCCUUUCUAUCAAAUGAACAAUUUUUAUGUUGUUUGUGGAUGUUAAGUUUUACUUGCAAAUAUUAAACUCUGAAAAUAAAUCAUCUU